Medioppia subpectinata is the source of this 1968-nucleotide messenger RNA. Lineage: Eukaryota; Metazoa; Arthropoda; Arachnida; Sarcoptiformes; Oppiidae. The record is from the annotation of a GenBank genome assembly.
AAAAAAGUGUCUCAAAAUUGUCCUUCAAUUUGCGAUUUGUAUAAAAAGCACUGAAAACUACAAAACCAUUCAUUCAUUCAUACAUUCAAUUGUCAAUUGUUUUAAACAAUUAUUUAAAAGCCAUUAAUUGUUGUAUAACUUAUUUUGGUUUCAUUUGAUAGAUAUUUCUCACAAAUCAUUUGUCAAUUCAAUUGAAUUUAAUUUAUUUCCUAUUUAUUUCAAUACAGUAAUUAAAUCGUGAACUAAACCGCAUAGAAGAUGAACAGCCCUUCAGAGCACAUCCCGUAUCAGUCGAAAGCAAACGAAGCCGACUCUAUGCUCGACCACUUGAGCGCACUCGACAUCGACUCCAAGCCUCAGUCCAUCCGUUUGUCCGGAAUUAUCUGCACUAUCGGUCCGGCGUCGCAGAAAGUGGACACAUUGGUGGAGAUGAUUAAGGCCGGAAUGGUGAUCGCGCGCAUGAACUUCUCACAUGGAGAGUAUGCGUAUCAUAAGGCGACCAUCGAUAACGUGCGAAUGGCAGCCGAAAAGGCGAGCCGAGAGCUCGGGAUCGCUAACUAUCCGGUGGCCAUCGCUUUGGACACCAAAGGACCCGAAAUAAGAACUGGUCUUUUGGAAGGCGGCCCGUCAGCCGAAGUGGAGUUAAAUAAAGGCGAAACCAUUAAAGUGACCACCGAUGAGGCCUUCGACAAGAAAGGCUCUAAAGAUGUGAUUUUUGUCGACUAUAAGAAUAUUACAAAAGUAUUAGUUCCCGGAAAUCGAGUCUUCGUUGACGACGGACUCAUCUCACUUGCCGUGAAAGAAGUCGGAUCCGAUCAUUUGAUCUGUGAGGUGGAGAACGGAGGGAAACUGGGCUCUAAGAAGGGUGUGAACCUUCCCGGAGCUAUCGUUGAUUUGCCCGCCGUUUCAGAAAAAGACAAAAAAGAUCUGGAGUUUGGGGUCGAGAAUGGCGUGGAUAUGAUAUUUGCAUCAUUUAUUAGAAACGGCGCCGGAGUUAAGGAAAUCCGUGCGAUUCUGGAGGCGAAGGGCGGGAAAGAUAUAAAAAUCAUAUCAAAGGUGGAGAAUCACGAGGGCGUCAAGAAGAUUGACGAGAUAAUAGCCGAGAGUGACGGCAUUAUGGUCGCCCGCGGAGACCUCGGCAUUGAAAUCCCGGCCGAGAAAGUGUUUUUGGCGCAAAAGAUGAUGAUCUCGAAGUGCAACGUCGCCGGAAAGUCUGUCAUUUGCGCGACACAGAUGUUGGAGAGUAUGGUCACUAAACCCAGGCCUACCAGAGCCGAGGUAUCCGAUGUGGCCAACGCUGUGUUAGACGGCGCCGAUUGUGUCAUGUUAUCGGGAGAGACGGCUAAAGGCCAGUACGCGCUCGAGACCGUACGGAUGAUGCACGCCAUCAGCUUAGAGGCCGAGUCUGCUAUGUAUACAAAGCACGUUUUUCAUGAGUUGAGUUACAAGACAAGAUCGCCGGCGGAUCCGACCACCACUAUAGCGAUUGCAGCGGUGAACGCGUCCCUCAAAUCGGUCGCAGCAGCCAUUGUAGUGCUGACCACUAGCGGUAAAACGGCUUACGAAGUGUCGAAGUAUAGGCCCCGGUGUCCCAUCAUUGCGGUGUCGCGCAACGCCCAGACCACACGUCAGGCACACUUAUAUAGAGGUCUUCUGCCCUUCCAUUACAACAAACAAAGAGACGAAUCGGAGGAUUGGAUGCAUGACGUGGACACUCGACUCAAGGAAGCCGUCGAGUUCGGCAAAAAGAGAGGCGCUGUUAAGUCGGGCGAUACGGUUGUGUUGAUAACCGGAUGGCGUAAGGGUUCCGGUUCUACGAAUACCCUCCGAAUCAUUGUUGUCGAGUAAAUGCAGUGUCCGAUCGCUAUAUAUGUAAUCAGAGUCAGUGUAUGUGUUAAAUGUAUUGAUUGAAUCGAGUAUAUAGUAUAGCAUUAGAUAAUCAAUUGAAAGGUCGAAUCAAUUCUAAUC